AUGUGUACCCAUAGGCUUGAUCCUCUCAACACCGACGACGGCGGCUUAGAGUGUUUGCAGCGGUUUGAAGACCUUGCAAAAAAGAUUGAGGAUCAGCGUCAAAAAAUCGGACCAUCUGCAAUUACAACAAAUCUCUCUGAACAAGGUCAAGACAUGUUGUUGAAAGUGUGGUACGCAAAAACUGUGGUUCAAAUGCGCUUCUUGGCUUUGCAAGCGGAGCAAAGGCCCUUGGAUCCGGAAACGAGGGUUGGGGGAGGUUCACGGCUUGGCACCCAUGAGAAAGAACGGAUCAUGGAGGCAAUUCAACGUUGGACACGCACAAUGAAGAACAUACUCGACAUCUACAACCGACAUCCUCAAGCCUUCAAAGACCAAUGUCCCAGUCAUCCAAGCGCCCCAGUGAUUGAAUAUAGUGACCUUGUCGCAUUGUAA
Messenger RNA from Melampsora larici-populina 98AG31, 432 nucleotides. RefSeq lists its product as uncharacterized. The record is from RefSeq and is a predicted model, not a curated record. Lineage: Eukaryota; Fungi; Basidiomycota; Pucciniomycetes; Pucciniales; Melampsoraceae. The transcript is spliced from 3 exons. Bases 1 to 432 code for a protein of 143 amino acids.